AUGUCUAGCCCACCGUUUACGGUCAAAGCGGUCUUCGAGUAUACUUCGGACCACGAUGAUGACCUUAAUUUCUCCAUCGGCCAAAUAAUAACUGUCACCGCUGAGGAAGAUGCGGAGUGGUAUUGUGGUGAAUAUGCCACCGAGUCAGGGGCUAAGAUGGAGGGCAUCUUUCCAAAGAACUUCGUGGAGAGAUAUGAGCCUCCAGCACCUCCUCGCCCGUCACGUCCGAGCAGACCUAAGAAGGAAGCCGAAGUUGCACCUCCACCCGAACCCGUCGCACCGGAACCUCAGGCGAUCGAGCGUCUCCCUUCCCCGGAACCAGUUCUGCGAAGUCCCCCGCUUCCUGCGCAGGAUUUCAUCCCCCAGUCGCCCAAAUCACCCCCAGCGGCCAUCGAACCGCAGGUUGCUGAGCCUUUCUUCCCCCCUCCCAAACCUGCCGAAGCGCCUGCUCCCGUUCAGCCGCCUGUUUCAAAUGAGCCAAAAGAGCCAGCUCCCAAGCCGGUGUCCAAAUCGCCCCCUCCUCCCGUUGCAGACAAGCCAUCCGGUUCAUCAUUUAGAGAUCGUAUCGCCGCAUUUAACAAGCCCGCUGCACCACCAAUUGCGCCAUUCAAGCCAGGUGGCUUUGGCAGCCAGAGUGGCUCAUUCAUCAAGAAACAAUUUGUGGCUCCACCUCCAAGCAAGAAUGCUUAUGUGCCUCCGCCUAGAGAACCACCCGCGAAGAUCUACCGACGGGAUGAGGAUACAGAAGUUCAGGAGCAUGCUACGCGUGAGCCUCCAGUUUCAGAAAGCCGGCCUGCACCGGUAGAGGCAGCAGAUGAAGGGGCUGAAGACCAACCGAAGCCAACUAGCCUGAAGGAGCGCAUUGCUCUGUUGCAAAAGCAGCAAUUGGAGCAAGCUGCUCGUCACGCUGAGGCGGCCCAGAAGAAAGAUAAGCCAAAGAGGCCUCCCAAGAAGCGCGUGGAAUCUCACGAAGAUGCCGACGUCGGAGAGGAGCAACAGCCUGAAAACCUGGACACAGCUCCUGCGCGGGACCACAGCGUUGAGACCGUAAAACCUGGAAUUUUACCUGUGCCACCGCCGACAUUACCGCCACCUGUGCAAGAGUCGGUCAGUGAUGCCAAUGAUGCUGACUAUUCCGCUGCUGCCGAUACCGAGGAUGCGGACGAGAUGUCGACAAGCAAGGAAGAUCUGGAAGACCGCUCUCGCACUGAAGCUCGGCCAGCCACAGAAAUUGAGAAGAAGGCCGACGAUGGCCACAAAGGCGAGCCAGAUGAAGGUGAAGAACGUGACGAGGAAGAGGAAGAGGAAGAGGAAGAGGUAGACCCCGAAGUUAAGCGUAGGAUGGAGCUACGCGAGAGAAUGGCCAAGAUGAGCGGUGGUAUGGGCAUGAUGGGCUUCUUCGGACCUCCCGGGGGUAUGCCCGUUCCUGGCGCAGCUCCUCGCAAGCCCAAAGCCGCUGUGGAAACCGACAGAAGGGAAGAAGAUUCGGAGAAGGCUGCGCCAGCAGUUGCUCCCCCUGUUCCCGUCAUGGCUCUACCAGGGAUGAACACCGCUAGACCAGUGAUACCCUCUGCAAGCGUAGAGAAGGAGGCAGAGGAGGAGUCUCAGACUACAACCAUAACUGAGCAGCACCACCCACAAGAAGUGCCUGAUGUUGAGGACGUCGUUAGCGAAGAAUCUUCCCGGCGCGCUUCUAUUGACAGACCAGCUGCACCCCAGGAGCGUCCGGUACCUCCGCCUCCGCCGAUGGAGCCACGACCCGUCCCACCUCCCAUUGCUCACGACCGGCCUCUGUCUCCCCCGGCUGUUCCAGGAGCCCGACCUGUCCCCCCUCCCCCUAUGACUCCCACAUCCGCCGACCCGGGCGAGGAGUCUGAUGACGAACUUUCCUUACACGCCAGAAAUCUGUCUUUGAACGCCCCGGCAGCGGGUCAGGGCCAGCCUGCUACCGUUUCCUCGAUCUCAGCCCCUCCUCUACCUGAGCAUCUUGAUUCACGGCGCUCUUCAACCUAUAACCCUACAUCUCCGAAGUCUCCUACGCUUACCUCGGAAAAGAGACUCAGUCGCCCACCUCCGCCAAUUCCGACAAACCCUCCUUUGUCGCCCCAGGGCAGGGCUCCUCCUCCGCCACCUCCAACCAAUAUUCACCGCAUGUCAACAACUGACAGUAGAAUUAGCGCAGUCUCACAACCUCGCCAGGCUGGUGAAGAUGUGGACGGAGAAAUCACAGAGUACGACGGUGAUUAUGACACGGAUAUUGCAUCUGGGGCCAAGUUCAAAGAUGCUUUGAAAGCUCAUGAUGGUGACUCGAGUGUUGACGAAGGUGCCACGACUGAUGACCAUUCUCUUCAAUCUCCACGAAGCCCUCAUGAAGCUCGUCUUCCUCCUCCACCGCCUCCGUCCGCGCCCAGGGCAGUUCCCCCACCGCCCCCCCUUCAACCGCCAAAGAGCAGUGGGGGUGCUUCUCUCGAAUCGCCCAGGGGCCCUCCUCCCCCACCUCCUCACAGAGAGCUGUCGUUCGAUGAUGGGGAUGACGAAUAUGAUCCGUUUCGAUAUACUGCCCCCCAGCAUGGUCUACCGCCUCCAAGAGCGCCUCCUGUUCCUUUUGGCCGCUCAGAAGCACCUCCAGCUCCCCUGCCGCGGUCUAUGGAAGAAGACGAUGACUUGUAUGAUGCGUCACCCCUCCGAACCCCACAAGAAUUCCCAGUCGCGCCUCCUUUGGAAAAGAGGACAUCCUUUGCCCCCCCUCCCACUAUGCCUCCAAGUGUACCCCCACCAUCGGCGCCACGAAACACCCGUGCAUCUCUAGAUAUCCCUAGAGGUCAGCAUAAUAUCCGGAGGUCAAUGGAUGCCUCUCGUCCGUCUAUCGAUCAAGGUUUCAUUGCCAUGGAUGUGGAUUUAGCAGAAGGUUCUCUGUGGUGGACACAGCCCAACACUCUUCCGCCUGUUUUCCAGAACCGCAAAGAUGUCCUGUUUGAAGUGGAGGAGUCGACUUCCAGCAAGCGCGGUGGACAAACCACAAUCUCCAAAAAUGUCUACAUCCUGUUCGUCGACUAUUCGCGAACUGUGAUCACGGCAGUAUACGAUUCCCGCAAUCCGGCAGAUGUAUCCCUGGAACAGCGGCACGAUGCCCCACCCUUACAUCCGCGCCAGGAUCAACUCGAAAAUGCACAUGCACAAUUUGGUGCUCGCAUCUCCGAUGCUGUGAAUGCUAUCCAAAACACAACCGUUGCAGAUGGCACUCCGUUUGGCUUGGUUCAGCAUCUGCUUAGUCCCCUAAAGGAGGCACUUCUCCCCGUCGGUACACGUGCGUAUGGCGCUUUGGUAUAUGCAAACCUAGCAAAUGCGUCGGUGCAACAGAAUGACGAAAUCCGGGCGGGAGAUAUCGUCACAUUCCGGAACGCGCGAUUCCAAGGUCAUCGCGGUACAAUGCAUCAGAAGUACAAUGCUGAAGUUGGUAAGCCCGAUCAUGUUGGCAUCGUUGUUGAUUGGGACGGCACCAAAAAGAAGAUCCGUGCUUGGGAACAGGGCAGAGAAAGCAAGAAGGUCAAGGUCGAAAGCUUCAAGCUUAAUGAUUUACGAAGUGGAGAAUGUAAGGUUUGGCGUGUUAUGCCUAGAAGCUGGGUCGGCUGGGGGCAGUGA
Molecule: messenger RNA, 3642 nt
Organism: Aspergillus clavatus NRRL 1
Lineage: Eukaryota; Fungi; Ascomycota; Eurotiomycetes; Eurotiales; Aspergillaceae
Product: SH3 domain protein
Exons: 3
Coding region: 1-3642 (1213 amino acids)
Molecular function (GO): protein binding
Source: RefSeq, a predicted model, not a curated record